This is a messenger RNA of Arctia plantaginis, 516 nucleotides long. NCBI's taxonomy places the organism in Eukaryota, Metazoa, Arthropoda, Insecta, Lepidoptera, Erebidae. The record is from the annotation of a GenBank genome assembly.
AUGUGUACUGUUUUCAGGAUAACAGCUCUGGCAGGCAAUGAUGAUGUCAAAAGGGAUUUAGUGAAGAGUGGCAUUGUUCCAGUGAUAGUGUCGGUACUGAGUAGACAUUCUAGCAACGCAAUAGCCACAGCGUUGACGCUAAAAUGUAUCGCAGCUCUGAGUCUCCGUGAGCCGGCGCACAGCAAGCAGUUCCUGGACAGCGGCGCUCCCGAAGUAAUCGUAGAGUGUAUGAAGGUGCAUCCGGAUAAUGCUGCUGUACAGAAAAACGCGUGCUGGGCCAUCCGCAACAUGGUGGCCAGGUGUCGCGAGCACAACGCCAAGUUCCACGAGCUGGGGGCGGAGGCGCUGCUCAACAGUUCGUUCGCCAAGUUCGGCGACGACUUCGGCUUCGACAUCAAGUCGGCGCUGCGGGACCUGGGCUGUGACGUCACGCUCGACGAGCAGUGGACGGGCCGAGAGUAUGCUGAGCCUUGGGAAGAGCCUGCUAACAACAAUGGCAACUACUUAGAGUUUUGA